This is a messenger RNA of Rana temporaria (common frog), 867 nucleotides long. RefSeq names its product mitochondrial ribosomal protein L24 (gene MRPL24). Gene Ontology annotation, biological process: translation. Gene Ontology annotation, cellular component: mitochondrion; ribosome. Bases 110 to 763 code for a protein of 217 amino acids. Gene Ontology annotation, molecular function: RNA binding; structural constituent of ribosome. Lineage: Eukaryota; Metazoa; Chordata; Amphibia; Anura; Ranidae. The transcript has 6 exons. The record is from RefSeq and is a predicted model, not a curated record.
AGAGAGGACGAGCUGUGAGCUCAGUGAUAGAACAUGUAAGAGAGGGCGGAAGUGAAGUUUCUCUGGCUUCCUGUGUGGAGGAGGGGAAGUGUCAUUGCUGUAUGGAGACAUGCGUCUCACGGGUCUCGUAGAGAUGGCCUCCAAGGUGGUCAAGUUACCUAAUCUGUACCGGUUUGGCACCAGCCGGCCGUCUACCGUAGCUGCUCAGAGAAGGAACCCUCCGAGCAAGAGAAGACCCAGAGUAUUGGUGGAGCCCAUCAGCAAGGAUGAAUGGAAGUAUUUCCGAGGUGAUGUGGUUGAAGUCCUCGCAGGCAAGGACACCGGGAAGCAGGGGAAGGUGACGCAAGUCAUUCGUGCUCGAAACUGGGUGGUGGUGGAAAACCUGAACACCCACUACCGUUAUGUGGGAAAGUCGGGGGACUAUAAGGGGACGUAUGUGCCGAGUGAGGCCCCUCUCCUGGUAAAACAGGUGUCACUAGUGGAUCCCACAGACAAGAAACCCACGGAGACGGAAUGGAGGUUCACAGAAGAGGGGGAGCGGGUGAGAGUGUCGGUGAGAACUGGCCGGAUCAUUCCCCGACCCGUAUUCCAGAGACGAGACGGCAUCAUCCCAGAGCAGUGGAAAGAUGGCCCCAAAGACACCUCUGUGGAAGACGCUUUGGAGAAGACCUACGUCCCAUCACUGAAAACCUUCCAGGAGGAGAUUGUGGAGAAAAUGGGCAUUAUAGACACCAGAACACAAAGAAAAUCCUUCUGGUAUUAAUGAACACGGACAACGUUUUGCCACUUGCUUUGGACUUGAAGCGGAACUUCAGUUAUAUUUUUUUCAACUUUCCAUCUAUUAAAUCUUCUGCCCUUGUUGUUUUA